UCCGAGAAUGUACAACGUCUCCUUUACAGAGGAGGAAAGUGAGACCCAGAAAACAGGAGGGAAAUAUGCCUACUCCAUCCAAUCUGACACAGACACUGGAAUAUGUCUUCAAAAGGAUUUUUGUUACUUAUAUGGACAAUUGGCGCAGGAACACAACAGCUGAGCAAGAGGUCCUGCAAGCCAAAGUCGAUGCUGAGAACUUCUACUACGUCAUCUUGUACCUUAUGGUUAUGAUUGGAAUGUUCUCUUUCAUCAUUGUAGCCAUCCUGGUGAGCACAGUGAAAUCCAAGAGACAGGAACACUCCAAUGACCCGUACCACCAGUACAUUGUGGAGGAUUGGCAAGAGAAGUACAAGAGUCAAAUUUUGAACCUAGGAGAAUCAAGGGCCACCAUCCACGAGAACAUGGGUGCAGCAGGGCUCAAAAUGUCUCCUUGAUUAGCGAGAGAGGCAUACAGCCAUCGUCUGAUAUGCAAAUAUGAAGAGACACCAGUGUCAUGGAGCCAAUCCAAGUUGCCACGCUUAGAAGACAUGAAGUUCCUUGCUCUCUGUUGAGAAUUUUCAUGGACAUCAGGUGGCUGGUCAACUAAGACAGGGGACAUUUCAAUCUCAGUGAUUUAUGCUUGCUCACUGGAGCAGUAAUUUAUGCUGAAGACCUAUUUUCCUUUCCGUGUAAUGUCAAUGUCAUUUUGAUCAAUGUCAAUAGUGAAAAUAAAGCCAAAUUUGAAGUAA
Molecule: messenger RNA, 731 nt
Organism: Kogia breviceps (pygmy sperm whale)
Lineage: Eukaryota; Metazoa; Chordata; Mammalia; Artiodactyla; Physeteridae
Gene: KCNE2
Product: potassium voltage-gated channel subfamily E regulatory subunit 2
Biological process (GO): potassium ion export across plasma membrane; ventricular cardiac muscle cell action potential; negative regulation of delayed rectifier potassium channel activity
Cellular component (GO): membrane
Molecular function (GO): transmembrane transporter binding; potassium channel regulator activity; voltage-gated potassium channel activity involved in ventricular cardiac muscle cell action potential repolarization
Source: RefSeq, a predicted model, not a curated record